AUAAGUAGAAAUGACAUAUAUGAUGCCACUGAUUGUAGCGCUGGCGCACACAAUGAACAUCCAUCCUUUGCAUCAAUUAAAAAUGAAUAUGAAAUCCCUGAUGUAAUUUGGAAAAGCAUUAAAGACAUCAUGAAUACAGAUGACACCAUUGCAGAAAAACUAAAAAAAAUAGAUGCUCUAAAGCCUUGCAAUAAUAACGAAAGAACACAAAAAGAGGUGUACAGGCACAUGUAAGUACACGUAGAAUAUCCAAAAUUGAAUUACACACUAAAGGUUGUAUAUCAUUUUUUAGACUAAGCAUGCACCUAUACAAGGCGCAUUUGUUUUCCGAUGGACAAAUAAAAAAUUAUUCAGAGGAAGAUUACAAAGUGAAGUUCUGGUCUUUUAUUUUGGAAGAAUUCUUUGGUAGUUCUUCCGUGACAAUCAAAUGGUGGGAUACUGUUCCAAACAGCUUUAGAAGCUUGGAUACAGAGCCAAAUUUGGACCUAAGGGUAAUCUCUUCUCCGUCAACAGCACGUCUGGACGAUUUUGACAAGCAAUGCAAGGUAGCAAAGGUGCACCUAGAUAAGUUGAAGCUCGUGCUAGUUGCAAAACAUCAUCUCAACUACUACCACAAGAAGAUGAAAACAGACAAUAUAUUAAUUCCGUUCAUGCUGAUCAUAGGCUUUGACUGCCAACUACUUGGACUACGACUGAUCCAGCCUAAGCUCUACUGCCUUGACAACAUCGGGACAUUUUCUUUUCCUAUCAACAAGAAGCAUAUAAAAGAAGGAGCUAUUGAGGAUAUAGUAAACAUCCUCACAUUUGCAAGAGUGCAAGCCAUAGAGUUGAAAAAUAAAAUCAACAAUUUAGAAAGAACCAAGCACAUAAGCAAGCUGGCAAAGGACUUGAGAUCUACCAGUGGAAGAGAUGCCUGGUGUACAGAUGUUAUCUGGCCUUCAGACCAGGUAAUUCCAGGCUUCGCGGGAGAGGAAAAAGCUGAAGACAAUGAAUAGGCCAAAGAGCAUUUUUGCAAUGAUAUGUUUUUGUUAUAAUUUACCUUGUAUACGUUUUUCAAUUCUUAACAUGCAUCUUCAUAAGGAAAGCCUCUUCUCUCAGAGUAAUAUCAACAAUUACUCUGAGGAAGAUUACAAACUCAAGUUCUGGACGUUCGUACUAGAGGAGAUCUUUGGGUAUUCUUCUGUAGUCAUCAGUGUUUAAUGAAAUAAAUCCUUAU
Rhizopus microsporus ATCC 52813 is the source of this 1216-nucleotide messenger RNA. RefSeq lists its product as uncharacterized. The transcript is spliced from 4 exons. Lineage: Eukaryota; Fungi; Mucoromycota; Mucoromycetes; Mucorales; Rhizopodaceae. The coding region runs from base 300 to 995 and encodes 231 amino acids. The record is from RefSeq and is a predicted model, not a curated record.